Gamsiella multidivaricata is the source of this 477-nucleotide messenger RNA. RefSeq lists its product as uncharacterized. The record is from RefSeq and is a predicted model, not a curated record. The transcript has 2 exons. NCBI's taxonomy places the organism in Eukaryota, Fungi, Mortierellomycota, Mortierellomycetes, Mortierellales, Mortierellaceae. Bases 1 to 477 code for a protein of 158 amino acids.
AUGACAAGGAAUGAUGCGAUGCAAAAGAUUGCUGCCUUUUUGAAGUCGAGUCUAGAGGGACGGCGCGACGUGUUUGUUGGAGGCCAGCGGUUGGCUUUCCCGAAGAUAGAAGGGCGAUGCCUGCUACUAGUACCGAUACACGAGUCUUCUUAUCUUGUCUCCACCCACUACAGCCGCAACCGCGAUCAGGUUCAGUCCAACAUCGAGGAACAAGUAGAGCUUUCCCGACAGGCCACUCCUCCACCCCAACCGACUCAUACAUGGAUUUGCUUUUCGAACUCUACCAAGUCGAGCAAUACAUCCACCACUUUCAGGAAGCAUUCCGAGUUACAGUCGCAUCCAGGAUCAUCCAGGACUCAUCCUCAGCUAAAUCACAGUGUGACCAUGUGCGGUAUCUCGCCGGAGAUCUCUGACGAGGGCCUGAUCCAGAUUCCACAACCACCAGCAUAUCUGCGCCUGCUCGAGUACCAAUAUUGA